This is a messenger RNA of Ambispora leptoticha, 3204 nucleotides long. NCBI's taxonomy places the organism in Eukaryota, Fungi, Glomeromycota, Glomeromycetes, Archaeosporales, Ambisporaceae. The record is from the annotation of a GenBank genome assembly.
AUGUUACCUGAUCUUCCGACGCGUCCAUUUGAUGUGAUUCUUGAGUCUUUGCCAUAUACUAAUAAUUAUUGUAUUCCAAAGAAUUCUGGUGAUUACUAUAAUCCUAAUGUUGGAAAAAAAUCGAUUGUCAGACAGGAUGAAAUUGAUAACGAUGAUGAAAAUGACACCACAGAUAGCUCAUUAUCGUCAUUGUCGUCAUUGUUAUCAAUUUGGCAAGAUGCAAUUCAACAAUCAAAAGAUGACAAAUUUAAGAUAUUAUCGUGGGAUACAAUUGGACAUAAUUCGUUAUCACCAUCAUUACAGAAGACGCCAUAUCUUACUGAGACCAAUACAGAAACGCAAGAAGCUGUUUUUCAGAUUUAUCUUCAGAAUGAGUUGGUUCCAGCGUGUCCUCUUUUAUCAAAAAGCGAUUUGAUGAGAGAUAUUUAUUACUUAGUGAUCGGUUUUUCAUCUAAAUUGUUUUCAUAUAAUCCGGAACUCAGGAUGUUUCAGAUAAUUACAAACUUUCGAAUAAGCGGAUGCAGUGAAAAGGCUAUGAAUAGAAUUCUGAUUAAAUUCUUGGAUUUUGGAACAUAUAUCAAACGUUUGGAAAAUGUGGCGAAGCGAUGCAUUCAGGAUCGAAGCGCAUACGGUCUUACAGGAAUCGCAUUUGGUCAUUCGCUGUUAAACGUCGUAACUUUUAUUCGGUUAUCAAUCACUUCAUUGGCAGAAAAAUAUGAAGGACUAAAAAAGAUGAAUCUAAUCCGGUUUUAUUUCACGAUUGACGAAUCUUUUCGUUUAUUAGAAUAUCUGGCUUCAUUCUGCUGUUGUGAUCGUUCAAAUACAAGUCGUUUGAAUUUAACUUCUGAACAAAAACAAAAUGGAUUCUAUAUUCCUUUUGGUGCCGCAAUUAUUUCCAAAUUAUAUGUAUUCUCGCAACGAAUUGACGCGUCACAAUCAUAUCUAUUGAAGUCUGUAUUUUUGGCAUUGCUGGCUGAAUCAAGUUACACAUAUUUCCAAAUGAUGAACUCAUGGAUUGGAUUAAACGCUCUUCCCUCACCGCAUUUAUCAUCGCCAACAUCUUCUUCUUCUUCGGUAUUGUCGCUAUUCGAAAAGAGUUCACUUUUUUACCAGACUACAAAAGGCAAAUUCAGUGAUCCAUAUCAAGAAUUUUUUAUACAGAAUAGUGACGACGGUUACGGGCAACAACAAAAAAUAAAGGUUAGCAAAUCAAAUCCAUUGCCAGCUUUUAUUUCGGUCGAACUUGCUAGAAAUAUGUUGGCUGCUGGUAUAUCGUUAAGAUUGUUGAGAGAUUGUCGGCCGAAUCACCCGUUGUGUAAUAACAAUGACAAUAAUUCUGGCGGACAACAAAAAGGACUGUUGUUUCAAUGGGAUAAGAAUGUGAAGUGGAUUUUCACGCAAGGAGAGAUAUACGAUAUGCACGAGCGAUUGCAAGUAUACAUGCGUGAUAUGAUGGUUGCAAUAAUUGCACAGGACAAUAAACGAAAAGCAUCUACUGCACGGAUCAAAGCCAAUUAUGAAAGAGUCAUGAGUAAACGCAAGGAAGAACACAACAUCACAGAAUCAUUAGAAAAGUCAGAUCACUUCAAUUUUGACGAAUCACCCGGCGAUCCAUCCACGAUAACUUCGAAUAACCAAACAAUAGAGCUAAUUGAAUUACUGCACAAAGCACAAACCUCAAGCUCUGUAUACAAAGAGAAAGACUACAUUCCACCACUACGCGCAAUUACCGAUCUCGUAAUAAACUAUCCAAUCAGUAGCCAAUGCCGUCUCAUCAACGCUUCAAUCUUGUCAAUUUUCUUUCAUGAACUUGACCUUGUUGCGCAUUUAAACGUGUUACGUAACUUCUUGCUGUUGGGUAACGGAAAUUUCGUGUCUGGAUUGACUGACGCAUUGUUUAGUGAUAAUGUUGAUUAUGGAGAAGAUUUCUCCAGUAAUAAAGCAACCUCAGGAAGUAGUGGCAAUGGUAAUGGUAUUCGAUUGAAUAGUCGACGAACUUGGCCGCCUGAUAGUGUAGAAUGGAGAAUGGCUUUGAAAUCAGUGAUUGUUGAAACUAUUCUAUUAGAGAAAGAAAAUUCCGAGGUAGAUGAAGAUCAGGAUGGUGAUAAUUCCACCAGAGAACCAUCAAUAGUAGAUGCCUGGAGUUCCAUUAAUAAUCUUGACGAUAUUUUGAUGUUUGGAAUCCAAUCGGACGAGGAAUAUUCAUUGGAAGCUCUAGAUUUUCUCUAUCUUGACUAUAAGCCACCAUACCCAAUAAACGUAGUAAUCACCCCAAACUCUCUAACCAAAUACAAAAACCUCUUCACAUUCCUAUUACGCGUGCUAAGACUCGACACGGUAGUGCACCAUAUUUAUCGUCUUUCGCAUUCUCGAUAUUCAUUAAUGGACGAAAAGAAUGACAAAGGUGACACAUUGGCUCAAAAGAAACUUUUACAUAUAUUUCGAUUCGAAGCGCAACAAUUCAUGAUUGCUUUGCAUGGCUAUGUGUUUGAUAAUGCGAUUGCUUCGACUUGGACUUUGUUUUUGAAGAGACUUUCCAAAAUCUCAAAAAAUGCCGAGUUUGAGAUACCGCGUCAACAACAGCAGCAACAUGGCAAUAGAGCGACGACAACUGCGUCUUCGGAAGCACAAUCAAUUAACGAAGAAGAAAAUAAUGACGACGAGGACAACCACCAAAAAGACGUCAAAGAUCUCGAAUCUCUAAGAGCCUAUCACGAACACGUACUCGACCGCAUGUUAUACCAAUGCAUGCUAAAAAAGAAACACGCGCCAUUAAUGAAAAUCCUAAACGCGAUCCUCUCCGUGAUCCUAUCAUUCGCGCAAAAACUACAACAACGACGUACUACCGUGUUUUAUGACGCGUCUCAACGACAAGAACAUUGGAACACUAUUCAGACGCUUUAUGAUCGGUUCCGGUUGUAUACAACGUCGUUGAUGAAGCUUUUGUUAGCGUUUGAAGAGAAAGGUGGCGGACGAAUGGGGAUUGGUGUGAAAAGGCAGUAUUAUCAAGGCGGGGGAAAAAAUGAUGCAGCAGUUAGUCACACUAGUAAUGAUGUAGAUUUACAUAAUGCUGGUAGAUGGUAUCAUGAUAAAGCUGAUAGCCAAUCUGGUGUCAAAGGAUUCAUGCAAGAAUUGUUAGUGCGCUUGGAUUCGAAUGGACAUUAUAAAAAAUUAGUAAAAAAAGGAGAAUCUAAUCUCCAUUAA